AUGGCUCAGCUUUCGCCAAGGCUACUUUCCUUUCUCUAUUGUCUUUUGAUAACAAAUUUUAUAUCUCAAGUUAGUGCAGCUAACAAUACACAAAACUUCCACUACUUCUGUGAUCAUGAUAACGAUAGAGGAGACUACACAGCCAACAGCACCUACCACACCAACCUCAACACCCUUUUGUCCACUCUCAUUUCCAAUACAGAAAUCGAUUACGGUUUCUACAAUUUCACAAAAGGCGAAAACACCGAUAAAGUUUACGCCAUUGGGCUGUGUAGAGGAGACGUUGAACCAGAGAACUGCCGCACAUGCCUGAACGGUUCCAGAGCCAAUCUCACUGAACUUUGUCCAAACCGAAAGGAAGCAAUUGGUUGGUACGAGGAUGAGAAGUGUAUGUUGCGCUACUCAGACCGCUAUAUAUUCGGCCUUAAUGAAACUGGAAAACCUACGUAUUAUGCUCAUAACGAGGACAGCCCAACGGACUUGCAUCAGUUCAAUGAAGAUGUCAACACCUUGCUGUAUAACCUAUCCCGCAGAGCUGCAUCAGGUGACUCUCGUGUUAAGUAUGCUGCAGAUAAUAUAUCAUCAGGUUCUAACGGUCCCAUAUAUGGUCUAGUUCAGUGCACACCGGACUUGGAAGAGUCAGAGUGCGCUGAUUGCUUGUCUCGGUCCAUUGAACGUAUCCCAAUGGAUUGUUGUAAAGACAGCAAAGGUGGUAGGGUUGUUAGACCCAGUUGUCAUAUGAGGUUCGAAACUUCCUAUAAGUUCUAUGGAGAUCCAGCAUUUGUACCAUCACCUCCACCUCCACCUCCAGGAAAGACCAUAACCAUCAUCGUCAUAGCUAUAGCAGUGACAGUUGUUGUAAUUGUUUCCGUUUUUGUCUACAUUCGAUUUAAGCGGAGGAAGUCAUGGAAAAAGUUUGAAAGUGCUACAAAUGACUUUUCUGAUUCUAAUAAACUAGGACAGGGUGGAUUUGGAGCUGUUUACAGGGGUACGCUACCCAACGGACAAGAGAUUGCCGUCAAAAGGUUGUCAGCUAAUUCUAGACAAGGAGAUGCAGAAUUCAAGAAUGAGGUGCUUUUAUUGGCCAAACUUCAGCACCGAAAUUUAGUUAGACUACUUGGUUUCUGUAUCGAAGGAAGAGAAAAGCUACUUGUUUACGAAUUUGUUCCAAAUAAAAGCCUUGAUUACUUCAUAUUUGAUGAAACAAAGAGAGCGAAAUUAGAUUGGGAUACACGCUUCAAAAUCAUUGCGGGUACUGCUCGAGGUAUUCUCUACCUCCAUCAAGAUUCUCGAUUGCGCAUUAUCCAUCGUGAUCUCAAAGCAGGUAACAUUCUCUUAGACGAAGAGAUGAACCCUAAGAUAGCAGAUUUUGGCUUGGCAAGAUUAUUUGUUGUGGACCAAACUCAUGAAGAUACACAGAGAGUUGUUGGGACGUAUGGAUAUAUGGCACCUGAGUAUUUGAUUGGACAGUUUUCGCAGAAGUCAGAUGUUUUUAGCUUUGGUGUAUUGAUUCUUGAGAUUGUAAGUGGCCAGAAAAUCAGUAGCAUUCAACAUGGAGAGGAAACAGGAUAUCUAUGCCAUAUUGCAUGGCGACGUUGGAGCGAAGGAAGAGCAAGAGAUAUUGUAGAUGCUACAUUAAACAAUGGUUCAGAAAGUGAAAUAAUGAGAUGCAUCCAUAUUGGGUUGCUGUGUGUUCAAGACAAUGCAGCAGCCAGACCCACCAUGGCUUCCGUUGUAGCCAUGCUGACUAGCCAUUCUUUCGGUCUACCUCUGCAAGUACCAACGGCACCUGCAUUUUAUGGGAAUGCUAAGUCUGGAAUCUUUGCAGACAUGCAGUUAUGGGAGAUUAAUUCAGGGACAACAAGAUCAAACGAAACCACCAAUAGAUCAGAUCAAGAUUCGCUCAAUGAGGCUUCAAUUACUGAGCCAUAUCCUCACUAGAUUUUCAUCACUGCCUUAGUUUGUUUGAUUGUUCAUACAUGUUCGUUGCUUGUUGUAUAAGGUGCUGUUUAAUGUUUUUUUCUUGUUAUGUUUUGAGAGAGAAAUGUUAUUGAAUAAAAAGUUUUAAAUAUUGAUUAUAGAGCAUUAAACUAAGCACUCCCUCCUCCAUCUUAGGAAGAAAAAAACAUAAACUCCCUCUACCAUC
Molecule: messenger RNA, 2146 nt
Organism: Vigna unguiculata (cowpea)
Lineage: Eukaryota; Viridiplantae; Streptophyta; Magnoliopsida; Fabales; Fabaceae
Product: cysteine-rich receptor-like protein kinase 29
Source: RefSeq, a predicted model, not a curated record